AAUUAAUUAAUUAUGAACUAAUUGCUUUAAGAGGAGAUUCAGUAAAAUUAGAUGGAAAACAAUGAAGAUGCAGAAUAAUUAGAAUAGCCAAUAGAGGAUUAAGAUUAAAACUAAACAAAAUAGCAAAGUUUCUAAUAAGAUGAGAAUGCAGAUUUUGAUUAAUCCAAAAAUAAAUAAGAUGAACAGAUAAUAAAAGAUUAAAUUGAACAAAAGGAUUAAAAAUAAGAAGUAGAUAAAGUAGAAACAAAAAGAAUAGUAACUUAAGGUGAAAUGGAAACAACUACUCAAAGAAAAGAUUAGUAUAAAAGAUCAGAAACUGAAAAGUAAUAACGUAUAAAAACAACAACUGAAAGGACAUUCAAAACAUUUGAAUAGAUUUAUAAUAAAAGAAAUACAGGCUCAUUAAUGCAUCUGAGAACAGCUGAAUAAUUUGAUACAAAGAUCAUACAUGAUUAAUUAAAUAGAUCUCAUGCAAAAUAAUAAUAUACAUUUUCUAAAGCUCAAAGAUUUUCAAAGUCAAAAGAAAGUUAUUGUUCAAUAUAGUUUUAUGAUUCUUAGUAAAUUGUACUAUUAAUUUUAGAAUAUAAACAUAAUUAAAUAAAAGAUCAGCAGCUUUAGGUUAUGGUAACAAAUCUGACUUUACUAAAAAAGAUAAAUAUAUUCCAGGACCAACAGAUUAUAAUAUUAAAUUAUAACCAAAAUAAGGAGUUAAAUUUGCAUUUGGUAGAGAUGAAAUGCUUUCUAAAGGAGUUCAUGGUAGGACUAAUACUAAUCCUGCUCCUAAUUUAUAUUAAGUGAAAGAUAUCAUCACUACAUUUAAAUAUUCAAUGGGAGAAAGAACAUCAGCAAAACGUAUUUAAUUAUUCUUUAUUAAUUAGAUAUUUAUCUUGAAUCUACAACUCCAGCUCCAGGGAGAUAUAAUAUAGGAGGUUUCAGUUAAAAAGGGAAUUACUUUAUAGGAAGAUACAAAAGUAGUGGAGCUCCUGUCAUUUCCCCAAAUACUGCCUAAUCUCAAAGAAUCAAAAGGAUUCCUGGUCCAGGAACUUAUGAUCCUCCUGGAGAUAUUGGUGAUCCAAGAAAUUAUUUACCAUCUUAAUAUUCUACUAGAAGUGGAUUUCGAUUUGGUUAUUAGGAAAGAUAGACAUAAGAGAUUAAAAAUAAAUAAUGUAUUUCUAUUUAUUAAUCUUAAGUUCCUGGUCCAGGCACUUAUUAACUCCCAUCAGAGUUUGGAGAUUUUGAAUAUCCACCUUCAUUUUGA
Messenger RNA from Paramecium sonneborni, 1258 nucleotides. NCBI's taxonomy places the organism in Eukaryota, Ciliophora, Oligohymenophorea, Peniculida, Parameciidae. The record is from the annotation of a GenBank genome assembly.